This is a messenger RNA of Mucor mucedo, 1852 nucleotides long. RefSeq names its product solute carrier family 20. The record is from RefSeq and is a predicted model, not a curated record. NCBI's taxonomy places the organism in Eukaryota, Fungi, Mucoromycota, Mucoromycetes, Mucorales, Mucoraceae. The transcript is spliced from 2 exons. Gene Ontology annotation, cellular component: membrane. Gene Ontology annotation, biological process: phosphate ion transmembrane transport. The annotation marks the transcript as partial.
CAACUUUUCUUAAUAUCUAUAUACUAUUCCCUCUUUGAUUUUAUAAUUUAAGCUAUACAAAACAGUUCACAUUAUUGAUAUCUCGAAAAAUGAUGAACCCUUUUGAUUAUACGUGGAUGUUCGGUUUGACAACUGCUGUUGCAUUUAUGGAUGCCUAUGGUAUUGGUGCUAAUGACGUUGCAAACUCUUUUGCUACAUCUGUUGCUUCUGGCUCUUUAUCAUUAGGCCAAGCUUGUAUUGUUGCUUGCUUUACCGAAUUUUUAGGUGCUUUUUUACUCGGUGCAAAUACCGCAGACACCAUCAAGGGUGGUAUCUUGUCAGUCUCAAGAUUUGCUGAGACUCCCGAACUUCUUAUGUUAUGUAUGACUUGUGCUCUUACAGGCUCUGCUUUCUGGGUAAUUUUUGCUACUUCACGAGGUUGGCCUGUUUCUACUACUCAUUCGAUUGUGGGUGCUGUUAUUGGUGUUGGUAUUGCUGCUUUUGGUGGCAACUCUAUUAACUGGGGCUGGAAAGGUGUCGGUCAGAUUAUUUGCUCGUGGUUUUUGUCUCCGAUUUUGGCUGGUAUUAUAUCUGCUAUCAUAUACUCCAUCACAAAGUAUGGUAUCCUCCGUCGUAAAGAUAGUAUCAAGUGGGCCCUUCGUAUCAUUCCUGCUUAUUUCUUUUUUACGACUGCUAUUGAAGCCUUCUAUCUUAUCUACAAAGGAGCUCCCGGUACUAAAGCAUCAAAAAUGUCUGUCGGUGCAAUCGUUGGUAUUGCCUUUGGUAUUGGCGCAUUUUUUGCCUUAUUUGCUAUUUUCUUUUUUUGCCCUUGGUUAAAAAGACGAGUUGUUGGUCGUGAAGAGCUCAAAUGGUAUCAUAUUUUUGUUAUUCCAUUCGUUGGUCCUCGUCUCUCUAAAACAACUAUGCCUGAAACUGAUGUUGCGAUUCAUUCUGAAACUAUUAGCUCUGGCUCUUCUGACAACAAGGAAUUUCCCACUGAUACUAAGGAGGAUGGUGUUGUUCAAACAAGUGAAAUCGACGAGUCCCCUAAAGUUAUAAGUAUUAAAGACAAGAUUCUUAAUGUCCUUUUACAUGGUGUUAGAAAAGAUGUUCGUAAUUUGGGUAACUCACACGUCAAGUCUGUUCAUGAUGCCGCUGAAAUAUAUGAUAGUGAUGUCGAAUAUAUGUUCUCUUUCCUUCAAGUUAUCACUGCCUGUAUGGCUUCAUUUGCCCAUGGGUCAAACGAUGUUUCUAAUGCAGUCGGUCCAUUAUCAUCCGUUUAUCAGAUCUGGAAAACAGCUGAGGUUGAUCUUACCAACAAGGUACCUGUUCCUCUUUGGAUUCUUGCUUACGGUGGCUUUGCUAUUGAUGUGGGUCUUGCUACUUAUGGCUACAAGAUUAUGCGUGUUCUUGGUAACAAUAUCACACUAUUCACACCUACUCGUGGUUUUUCUGCUGAGUUAGGUGCAGCUUUAACAGUCUUGACAUGCACAAAACUCGGACUUCCUGUUUCUACCACUCAUUGUAUCACUGGUGCUACUGCUGCUGUUGGGUUAUGUAACGGCAAAAUGAGCGCUGUAAACUGGAAGAUGCUUGCUUGGUGUUUCUUUAGUUGGAUCUUAACUUUACCCGUAGCUGGUCUGGGUGCUGGUUUAUUAUUUUCUUUUGCCGCUUAUGCCCCUUCUAUUUUAGGAUAGAAUGACCCUUUUAUUCUUAAUAUCAACCACCCACAUUAUAACAAUUACUACUUUAAUACAUAAAUAGCGCUUUAACAUUUUUGAAUAUAUAUAUCACGGACUUUUCGAUCUUGCUCCAUUUCGAAGAAAGCUCGCACUGAGUUUUUUUUUUUUGUCUCGAGUCAGCAUUGAGCGGG